Molecule: messenger RNA, 1377 nt
Organism: Stylophora pistillata
Lineage: Eukaryota; Metazoa; Cnidaria; Anthozoa; Scleractinia; Pocilloporidae
Product: TNF receptor-associated factor 2
Biological process (GO): regulation of canonical NF-kappaB signal transduction; regulation of apoptotic process; signal transduction
Cellular component (GO): cytoplasmic side of plasma membrane; plasma membrane signaling receptor complex
Molecular function (GO): tumor necrosis factor receptor binding; zinc ion binding
Source: RefSeq, a predicted model, not a curated record
CCAUCGAUCAUGCCUGGUUACUCAAAAUUGUCUAUUUGCGAAAAUGGCAAGUCUUUUGAUCCUAAAUACCUCUGCCCCAAAUGUGAGAAGGUUUUAAGGGAUCCAGUUCAGACGAGCUGCGGUCAUCGCUACUGCAAAACAUGUGUGGAGCCACUGUUGAGGUCACCCUCUCCAAAAUGUGUGGUGGAUAGUGAAGAGAUCGGAGAGACAUUUGAAGACAAGUUUGCGCAGCGUGAAAUCCUGUCGUUACCAGUCCAGUGUACAAACCACUGCGACGGCUGCGAGUGGAGUGGGGAACUGGGGAAGUUGGAGAAUCACGAGGCCCAGUGCCCCUAUGUUAAAAUCCAAUGCGUGCAUCCCAGUUGCGGAGCCUUCGUGCGGAGAGAUGACUUAUCUCGGCAUCUUGAGGAGGAGUGCAGCUUCAGAGAGCAGCAGUGUCAGUAUUGUCAUAUGAUGACUACAGCUGAUAGGCUUAAGGAACACCAUGAAAAGGAGUGCCAAGAAUACCCUACUGACUGUUUGCAUUGUAAAACUGAAAGCAUUCCACGAAAGCAGCUUUCGAGUCACCUUGAUCCUGUUCAUGGAGACUGCGAAGCUAUUGAAGCCCCGUGUCCUUAUCAUAAAGUGGGAUGCAAACAGAAGGGGGCAAUGAAACGGAAAGAACGUACAAGACACCAGGAUAAACAAGUAACCGAACAUUUGAACCUCCUUUUUCUGUUCGUGGACCAAUUAUCCAGUUUGUUUCAUUCCAAACUUGGCGAAGUUGACGCAGGAGUCAUUUCUAAGAUGGAUGCAAUCCUUAAAACUUUACAGAGCAAGGUAGAUGCCAUAAUCGGUGAAAAUUCUGAUCUAACAUCAAUGGUACAAGGACAUGGCACUCGCAUAAGUAAUUUGGAGCAAAGUAUUAAGCGUUAUUUAAUGGAUGACGUGGAAACAGACAGUGCUCCCUUAAAUUCAUCAGCACAUCGCUCUUCGCUGGCUGAAAUUGAGAAUAUUCUUCAAAGGUUGGGGAAUCAGGAUGCCAAGACAGCCAAUCAUGAAGCUCUUUUGGUUGAAUUUAACUCAGAAAUGCAAAAUAGAAAUAGAGAAUUAAGAAGACUGGAGGCUCAGCUUAAAACUGCUAAUGAUGAAAUAAGAAAACUUCAACGACGAACCGAGUAUCUAGAACAUACUUUAAGUGCUAGGAACUUUGCUAUAGCUGAGCUAGAAGAUUAUGUUAGGCAAGAACAGUUAUCAAGCUACAAUGGUGUGCUUUUAUGGAAAAUCACCGACUUCGCCCGAAAACGAAAUGAGGCGAGAACAGGCCAACACGUGUCUACUAAAUCUCUCUGUAAGAACAUAUUGCAUACCCUCUCCCAGGAGAAACCUGUACAAUAA